This is a messenger RNA of Athene cunicularia (burrowing owl), 2126 nucleotides long. RefSeq names its product 4-hydroxyphenylpyruvate dioxygenase like (gene HPDL). NCBI's taxonomy places the organism in Eukaryota, Metazoa, Chordata, Aves, Strigiformes, Strigidae. The record is from RefSeq and is a predicted model, not a curated record. The transcript has a single exon. Gene Ontology annotation, molecular function: 4-hydroxyphenylpyruvate dioxygenase activity. Bases 170 to 1438 code for a protein of 422 amino acids. Gene Ontology annotation, biological process: aromatic amino acid metabolic process.
AAAGGGGUGCUGGGACAGCUCAGCACCCCUGGGCAGCUCUUUGCAGCUGGUCCCGAAGGGGGUUGUCCUUGCACAGCACCGAUUGUCUUGUGAGACUCACUUAUUUAAAACACACAAAUUUAAGGAGUGCAAAUUUACAUGCACAUGCAUCUGUGUGUGCAAAUGCUCCAUGCAGGGUGGGGGGAUGGCUCCUUCCUGCAGCCAGCAAGCCCCCCCUGACCCCGUGCAUCCUCCCACAGCCUGCCCAGCCAUGGCAGCCUUGCUGAGCCGCCCCUGCUUCAUCUCCCUGCACAUGCCCUACAGGCAGGGCUGGGCCCAGGACCUGGCCAACACCUUUCGCUUCCAGCCAGUGGCCGUGCGGGAGACGCCCCGGGUCCGGCAGCUGGCCUUGCGAAGGGGAUCCGCCGUCUUCCUCGUCAACCAGCGCCUGGCUCCGGGGCCUGCCAGCACUUCCUCCCAUGAUUUCCUCUACGACGUGGACCCCCGGCCUGCCUUGGGCACAGCCUCCAAUGUCUGCUUCGAGGUGGAUGACGUGCCGGGGCUCUGCAAGCGACUGCAGAGCCAGGGAUGCUCCCUGCCAGUGCCCCCCACCGAGGUGAGGGACGAUGACGGCUCUGUCACCUAUGGGGUAGCAAGCUCCAUCGUCGGCAACGUCAGCCAUACCCUCCUGGACCGAUCCCGCUACUGGGGACCCUUCCUACCUGGCUUCCAGCCCAUUCAAGGAGCCCCCUCAGCCACAGGGGACGACAUCAAGAUCACCCAUUUUGACCACAUCACAUACGUCUGCCCACGGGGCAGUGCCCGGGCGGCUCUGGACUGGUACCAGGGCUGCUUCGGCUUCCAACGCUUCUUGUUGAACCCACAGGAGAGGCCAGCUGAGGGGUACGUGCUUGGGCAGGGUGUGGGCAUGCUCCUCCUUGCGCUGCAGAGCGCCCAGGGCGCUCUGGCACACGGCUGCAAGUUUGUCUUCGCUGAGUCCCUUUCGGAGGAUGGUGCCAACCAAGUCGACACCUUCCUAGAACAGCACGGUGGGGCUGGGAUCCAGCACGUCGGCCUCUGCACCACUGAUAUUGUCACCACGACCAGGGCUUUGCAGCAGCAGGGUGCACGGUUCUUCAAACCCCCUGCCACCUAUUACAGCCAGGGCGGCAAAGCAGAGGAGAUCCGGGGGGCCGGGCAGGACCCCCGCAUGCUCGCAGAGCUCGGCAUCCUGCUGGACACCACAGCACCUGGGGACAAGGGCUGGCCAGACACUGAAGCCACAGAGAGCCCUUCCCAGGAAUAUUUGAUGCAGAUCUUCACCCAUCCCAUCUUCUCUGAGGAGACCUUCUUCCUGGAGCUCAUUGACCGGCGGGGAGCACCGGGCUUUGGGGAAGGCAAUAUACGGGCACUGUGGAAAGCUGUGCAGGUCUAUAUGGACCAGCAGCAGCAGUGUUAACACUGCAAUCCUCCUCCCUCAGCUCCCCGUCCUCUCCAGUCCAACCCUGGGGCAAGAUGCUGCUGUAGAGAUAUCAGCAGGUGUCAGUGGCAUGGCCCGGGUGGGCAGGGACCAAAGGAGUGCUCCAGGUCAGCCCAGAGCCAACUCAGUAUGGGAACAAGCUGCUCAGGGCCAAGUCCAGUGGGGCUCUGAGUAUCCCCCAGGAUGGAGGGUGCUUUCUCCCCCACCCCGGGUUCCCAGCGAUUUAUUGACCUCACGUGAAAAACUUUCUGCCUUAAUUUAACCUUAAUUUAACUAGACUUGUGCCUGCAGCAUGGCCAAGAACACUGCUGGCACAGCAACACUCCUGGACGUACGGGGAAAAGGGGCUGUCAGAGGGACUGAAUAGCCCAGGGGCCACGGACACAGCCCCUCAUCAAUGGUUACCACCCAGAGCAUGGCCAGCCCCUGUGCAGGGCAAGUGGUGGCCUCUUGCUCCUCUCAAUUAAAGAAUUAACUUGCAAGCAUUGCUUUGGUUAUUUUCUCCUCCCACAUAAGAUAUGCUAAGUGCCAGGCAAGGAUGAAAUGGCUCUUUUCACCCUUUGAAGCGAGCUGCCCCCAGUCCUUCAAGUACCUAAAUUGAGGCCACUUGCCCCUUGUGCACCCCCCCAGGGCUGGCCCCUGUUCCUGUCAGCUCCCAGGCUUGUGC